CGGCAGAGGAGUUCGAAGCAUCAGUACCAUAUAAAAAGCGGACUGAAAUUUCAGUUCGAUAUCAGUAAGCCUUCUCAAGUCUUUCAACAAACACCAUGAAGUUCUUCAUUGCUUUCGCUUGCCUUUUGGCCCUCGCUGUUGCCAACGAAGAUGCCGGAGUUCUCCGCAACGAAGCUGAAGUGAACGUGGACAACUUCAAGUAUGCCCUGAAGCUCGACAACUCUGUGGACGUCGAACAGGCUGGUAACCUGAAGGGUGAAGAGUGGGUUGUUAAUGGUCAGCAGGCGUGGACCUCUCCCGAGGGCGAGCAGGUGUCCAUCCAGUAUGUCGCCGAUGCCAACGGUUACCAGGUGCUGUCCGCCAACCCCCCUCUGCCCACCCCUCCCCCAAUCCCAGAGGCCAUCCAGCGCGCUAUUGAGUGGAUCGCCGCCCAUCCCUCCAAGGAUGCUUAAGUUUUUAUAAAUAUAUGCGUUGAAAAGUGUUAA
This is a messenger RNA of Drosophila ficusphila, 485 nucleotides long. It is a transcript of the gene Cpr47Eg, whose product is annotated as cuticular protein 47Eg. The record is from RefSeq and is a predicted model, not a curated record. The transcript is spliced from 2 exons. Lineage: Eukaryota; Metazoa; Arthropoda; Insecta; Diptera; Drosophilidae. The coding region runs from base 96 to 452 and encodes 118 amino acids. Gene Ontology annotation, cellular component: chitin-based extracellular matrix. Gene Ontology annotation, molecular function: structural constituent of chitin-based larval cuticle.